This is a messenger RNA of Saccharomyces cerevisiae S288C, 465 nucleotides long. RefSeq names its product Dpc13p (gene DPC13). Gene Ontology annotation, cellular component: mitochondrion. The transcript has a single exon. The record is from RefSeq and is marked reviewed. NCBI's taxonomy places the organism in Eukaryota, Fungi, Ascomycota, Saccharomycetes, Saccharomycetales, Saccharomycetaceae. Bases 1 to 465 code for a protein of 154 amino acids.
AUGCUAAGAGUUAUAUGGAAGCAUAGUUCCAGAGUCACUCGUUCGAUAGAACUAUCGAACAUUUCUACCACUAAUCACACCAGGAGUUUAAGGAGGCUUUCCUGGAUUUCUCCGAGAAGAUUUUACGCUCAAUCUUGGGACGACAGACAGCCUAAUGACAAAAUAGAUGCACACAUAAAGGUGCAGAAACUCAUGGAUCAAAUAAAUUCGAGGCCUAAUGUUCUGGAAAAGUUAGAAAAGGUUAGCAAUAUCAUGAUCGAAAAAAAAUUGGUUAAUCUAGAUGGGACUUCUGCCAAUGAAGAAAAUACGAUGAAACCAUGGCAAAUGAUUAAGAUCUUAAUGGACAGAGAUCUGAGACACGCUAUGAAGGAAUUUAAAUUGGAAUUGGAAAAAUCUGGCAUACAGUUAGGACCUGAACAACUGGCCCCGCUAAUGACCGUUUUAGGCCUUGAGAAGAAAAAAUGA